Colletotrichum karsti is the source of this 4302-nucleotide messenger RNA. Its product is annotated as intron-binding protein aquarius. Gene Ontology annotation, cellular component: catalytic step 2 spliceosome. The record is from RefSeq and is a predicted model, not a curated record. Gene Ontology annotation, biological process: mRNA splicing, via spliceosome. The transcript is spliced from 5 exons. Lineage: Eukaryota; Fungi; Ascomycota; Sordariomycetes; Glomerellales; Glomerellaceae. Gene Ontology annotation, molecular function: mRNA binding; helicase activity. Bases 1 to 4302 code for a protein of 1433 amino acids.
AUGCCUACGGCCAAGCGUCAAAAGAAGAGCGGCGAGGCUCAAGCUGCGCCGUCGACUCGAUCCAAAACAAAGACCACCGGCGAACGACCGACCGUCGCAGAUAUUGAGGGGGAGAGCGCUUUCGCUCAGAUCGCUAAAAAGCAUUGGCUCAAAUCCAACAAGAAGCCGGUGAAGGUCAAGGUCAAGAAUGAUGUCCUCAAGCAAGAGAUUUGGGAUGUUUUGGAGCACGAUGGCUUUCCUUACAAGUCCAUCCUGACAUUGGAAAGCUUGCAGACACUGGAGAGCUGGCUAUGGCCCGGAUAUACGGACGAUUCUUCUAACCAUCAUGUUCUACUUAUCGUUCUUCUCAUCAACGUGAAGCGCCGCGAACAGCUUGAGGCCUGGAGUAUAUUCGAAGACAAAGCGGACGAUUUCUCGAGCUUGUUCAGACGGAUCUUGUCGAUGACCCUGGACCAGACGCUUUCGCCUACCAUCAAGACACAUCUGCUGUCGUUCUUGAUAUCGGCUUUCCAAAGCUUGGAUUGUGCUGUCGUGAGAAAGGAAUGCGCGCCCUUGGUUUCCAUCUCCAUUUGGCAUAGUCUGUCGACGGAGGAGCUGCGCGAGGAGAAGCUUGAUCAAAAAGCUCAUGUGCGAAAGGCAUGGAGGGCGGCAGGAAAGAGAUAUGAUACCGCUGAUGAUGCCACGAAGGCGAAGCUGCGAUUUGACAGGUCGUGGCUAUACACAAUGGUCUUGCAUUUUCUGAGUUUGAUUUACACGGAAAAUGCGAAGCCAGAUCAAAUAUUAUACUGCGAACGUCUCGUUGAAUUCCUGACGGACCUUCAGAGCCAGCUUCCGACUCGACGCUACGUCAACUCUCUUUUGCUCGAUCUGCAUGUGCUGUCUGCCAUGCGGCUAUCUCCAAUGUUCAACGAUGAAGACAACAGUCUUUUACGAGACCUUCAUACGCUUCUCCGCCACUACACUUAUUUCACGAUUGACGACCAGACGGGCGCACAGCUCAGUCGGACCGAAGCUUACGACAAACACUGCGCGAAUUUGUCGCGGCUACAGAAGGUGUCGCUGAAGUACUUCAAAGAGAAGCUCACCGUGUUGGCCUUAUCCAACUAUGGCUCCAUUGACAAGAGAGACGAGCUCUUGGGUCUGCUGGAGCCGCUCACGGAUGAUGAGGUGGUCGAGUUGGCACGACUGCUUCGUCUCCGGACCGCCUACCCUGAAUCGUUGGGCGUGAACAUCGAUCGAAAGUUCCUUACUGAGGUGAUUCUUACAACUUUUGAAAAGCGCAAAACUUUCGAAGAAGUGGCUCGCGGCAUGAGUCUCGUGCCCACUGAGCAGUCUAUGUUUGAGAACAACAUCAUGAGGACUGACACCUACGACGGAUCCCGGCCACUGGCGUUGCCAAAGUUGAACCUGCAGUAUUUGUCUGUUGGCGACUUCCUAUGGAGGUCAUUAAUUUUGUACCGCGCUGAAUCUUUCUACGGCAUCAGGAAAGAUGUGGAGUCAGCUAUUCGUCGUCUCCGCCCUGAAAGCCGGAGGCCAGGGGAGACGAGUUUCCAAGGAUUCUCCAAGAUGGCACUGCCAACAACAAAACCCUCGAUUCUCGAGGUUGUCCCGGCGCUUGUAGGUGACGACAAGCCUUCACUUGUGCGGGCAGAGAUCUCCAUCGACGUCCGCCGCUUGAACGACGGUAUCAGACGCGAAUGGGAUUCACUGAGACCUGACGAUGUUGUCUUUCUGCUUGCCAUCCAGGCGCCUCCCCCUAACAGCAUCGCCAAUGGAGACGCUUCCGAGGCUGAAAAGCUCGGGAUUGUCUCCAUUCGUUCCGCUGAAAUUAUUCAGAUCACAGACGAUAAGGGCAAGGUCGUGCGCGACGGUGUUGGUCAUUACGAUAACCGCCGGAGAUUGCAGCUGAGGCUGGAUUCAAGGACAUACGCAUUGGAUGCCGAGCGAUCUUCGACGAACCCCCCUGAGGCAUAUGAGAAGAUUAACGUCGUGAUGCGUCGUAGCGGAAGAGAAAACAACUUCAAGCCUGUCUUGGAAUCCAUCCGCAGUUUGACGCUUUCCGAAGUCCCUAUUGCCUCUUGGUUUCAUGAGGUUUUCCUCGGGUACGGUGACCCGGCCGGUGCAACUUACAAGCAGCUGCCGAACCGGAUCAGAACAAUCGACUAUCGCGACACGUUCUUGGACUGGCAACAUCUUACGGGAAGCUUGCCUGGAAAGAUCGUUGAGCCUAGCGAUGAUGUCACUGGCAGCUUCGGACCACCAUAUGUGCUGGAGACGGCCGAAAAGCAGGUUGUCGAGCCGCCUUCAAAGCCCUCGAAGAAGCGCCGUCGUGAUAUUGAGCCUGCUCUGCUAGCAGAGGUUGAAACUGUCAAAGUGUCCACCUAUAAGCCGCCAAACAUGGGCCCGUAUCCGGUCGACGCACCGAAACUGAACACAGUACGAUUCACUCCGGCGCAAGUCGAGGCGAUUACUUCUGGAACGCAACCCGGACUUACAGUCAUUGUCGGACCACCUGGCACGGGAAAAACCGAUGUCGCAACACAAAUCAUCAACAACAUUUACCACAACUUCCCGGAACAAAAGACACUGUUGAUUGCUCAUAGCAACCAAGCCCUGAAUCAGUUGUUUGCAAAGAUCGUUGCUUUGGAUAUUGAUGAGCGUCAUCUUCUACGUCUCGGCCACGGAGAAGAAGAACUCUACACAGAAGGCAACUUCAGCAAACACGGUCGCGUAGAAUCAUUCUUGGAGAACCGGGACCGGUAUCUACAGGAGGUCAAUCGCCUGGCCGUCAGUCUCGGAGCGCCAGGCGCCCACGGCAACUCUGCCGAAACCGCCGGCUACUUCAAUUCAGUCUAUGUCGAACCAGCAUGGGCGAAAUUUACAGAUGUCGCGAAGCGCGAAGAAGCUAGCACCGCUGACAUUAUCAUGGCGUUCCCGUUCCACGGCUUCUUCUCAAACGCACCUCAACCUGUUUUCGCCCCCGAAGCAGACCGAGAGACUAUCCUCGAUGUUGCAAGCGGGUGUUAUCGACACAUCCAGAAGAUUUUCUCCGAACUGGCCGACGCGAUGCCGUUUGAGAUUUUGCGCCGAGAAAGGGACAAGACAAACUACCUCCUCACCAACGAGGCACGAAUCAUUGCCAUGACUUCGACACACGCGGCCAUGAGGAGAGGCGAGAUUGCCUCCCUCGGAUUUCACUAUGACAAUGUAGUCAUGGAGGAAGCUGCGCAAAUCACGGAGAUCGAGAACUUUAUUCCCCUAGCUAUGCAGAAGCCCCAGCACGGACAGAUGGCGCUGCAAAGAGUUGUUCUUUGCGGUGAUCACUUCCAGAAUUCUCCAGUCAUCCAAAGCCUAGCGUUCCGUCACUACGCAAACCUGGAACAAUCGCUCUUCUCACGGCUCGUUCGACUUGGAGUUCCUACAAUCAAUCUUGACCAGCAAGGAAGAGCUCGUCCUUCCAUUGCUAGCCUUUACCAGUGGCGGUAUCCCAAGCUAAGCAACUUGCCGCACGUGGAGAGCGAGGGCGAAUACCUCGCGGCGAACGCCGGGUUCAAGUACGACUACCAGUUCAUCAACGUCCCCGACUACAAGGGUCGCGGUGAGACGGAGCCGACUCCCCAUUUUGUACAGAACCUCGGGGAAGCGGAGUAUGCGGUGGCUGUAUAUCAAUACAUGCGUCUACUUGGCUACCCGGCCUCCAAGAUCAGCAUUCUCACAACGUAUGCUGGACAGCGAGCCCUGUUGAAGGAUGUUUUAGCUCACAGGUGUGCCAACAAGGCCGUUUUUGGUAUGCCCAGGGUUGUGACGACCGUGGACAAAUACCAGGGCGAGCAGAACGACUACAUCAUUUUGUCGUUGACUCGCACAUCAAGAGUUGGAUAUCUCAGAGACAUUCGACGUAUGACCGUCGCGCUGUCGCGUGCCCGCCUGGGCUUGUACAUUCUCGGACGCCGCGAGAUCUUUGAGGCAUGCUACGAGCUUCGGCAGGCCUUCGAACAGCUGUUGGCUCGACCGGACAAGCUGAUGCUCGUUACCGGCGAGAUGUGGCCGGCAGAGAGACAGCUCGCUGGAGCCGACAGGGCCGAAGUGCCCGGGGAGGUCUGCAUGGAGGGCGUGGAGCACCUUGGCCAGUACGUGUACGAGAUGACCAACACCAAGGUCAAUCAAAUGCAGGCAGAGGGCGCGAUUCCGGGCGAGGCCGAGAUGGACAUCCAGGACACGCCCUUUGACGACGUGGAAGAGGUUGCAGAUGAGGAUGACGACGUGGGGCCGGAGGAAGCCCCAGCAAAUUCCGAGGCGUGA